AUGUCUUCUGCACCCACCGGAACCAUGACAAUGAACAACUACACAUUCCCCACCGAGCGCCUGCAAUCACAACUGAGAGACCCCUCGAGGACGCCGCUAGUACUCGUGGCUUGCGGUUCCUUCAGUCCCAUCACCUUCCUGCAUCUGAGAAUGUUCGAAAUGGCUGCUGAUUACGCUCGCUUCAACACAAACUUCGAGGUCGUUGGCGCUUAUAUCAGUGCUGUCGGUGAUGCAUACAAGAAGAGUGGCCUCGUCAAGGCCGAACAUCGAAUCAACAUGUGCAGUCUUGCUGUUGAGCAAAGCAGCUGGAUUAGUGACUACCUCGAGACGGCAAAGGUGCUCGACCACUUCGAGCAUGAAAUCAAUACAUCCCGUGGACCAUUCAACACCCCGCAGGGGCCUAAGAAGGCAAAGAUUGCCUUGCUCGCUGGCGCAGAUCUGAUCCAAACAAUGUCUGCUCCUGGUGUUUGGGCUCCGAAGGAUAUCGAUUACAUUUUGAGCAAUUUUGGCGCCUUUAUUAUCGAGACANNGAGAGCCGGUACCGAUAUUGACGAAGCCUUGUCAACACUACAACAAUGGAAAGAGAACAUCCACGUCGUACAGCAACUGGUGCAGAACGACAUUUCUAGCACAAAGAUCCGCCUGUUCCGCAAACGCGACAUGAGUAUCCGUUACUUGGUACCCGAGCCCGUGGUUAAAUACAUUGAGGAACAAGGGCUGUACGACGAAGAUGGCGCCAACAGCACACAUGAGGCGCAGAACUCGAAGAAACCUGGUGAGAGCGCGGGCGCUCCCUCGCAGAACAUGUAA
Messenger RNA from Aureobasidium uvarum, 810 nucleotides. Lineage: Eukaryota; Fungi; Ascomycota; Dothideomycetes; Dothideales; Saccotheciaceae. The record is from the annotation of a GenBank genome assembly.